Molecule: messenger RNA, 922 nt
Organism: Cornus florida
Lineage: Eukaryota; Viridiplantae; Streptophyta; Magnoliopsida; Cornales; Cornaceae
Exons: 3
Coding region: 146-559 (137 amino acids)
Source: RefSeq, a predicted model, not a curated record
GGUCCUUAGUGAAGUGGUCUCUCAUUGAAGAGGCGAUUUCCACGGUAGCCCCAAAACACAAUUUGCAAACUGGGAAAAAGCGGAUCGGUCUCUAUUCUCUUCACUGCAACUUUCAAUUCGUAUCUUUACCUCUCACACGACAAAGAUGGCUGAAGCUAAAUCAACUAUGAGGAAACCUGUGUUCACCAAGGUUGAUCAGCUGCGACCGGGCACUAGUGGCCAUAAUUUAACUGUAAAGGUUGUUAGUGCAAAGACGGUAUUACAGAAGGGUCGCCCUGACGGUCCCCAAGUACGGCGAAUGCGGAUUGCUGAGUGCAUAGUUGGAGAUGAAACUGGGACUAUUGUAUUUACGGCCAGGAAUGACCAAGUUGACUUGAUGAAGCCUGAUGCCACCAUAAUCCUGCGUAAUGCAAAAAUUGACAUGUUCAAAGGUUCAAUGAGACUUGCGGUGGACAAGUGGGGUCGUGUUGAAGUGACUGAACCUGGCAGCUUCACUGUUAAGGAAGAUAACAACCUGUCUCUGGUUGAAUAUGAACUGGUCAAUGUUGUGGAAGAGUGACUUGUUGAAAUGCAGUCAUUCGUGUUAUUUUGGGGCCAAAACAACUGAAUCAGGCAAGAUGUGGAUUGUGAUAUAUGAGAUGGCAAAGUGAGUUUAUGUUGUUUUCCGGGUUAUCUUGUUUGCAUGAUGUCCAGGAAAACUCUUGUUUAGGAAGAAGAAUCUGGAGUUAUUACUACAAAUGAAAGUCUGAUUGUUCUUCGGUGGCUGUCAAGGUGGCUGGUGGAACAAAGUAGGGCUCUAGCACCACUGAUAAUCGCAGUAAGAUUUGAUAAAUGGAACUUGCUUUGGUGGUUAUUUCUAUUGGGACAUGGAUUGCUCUUGUUAUGAAAUAUUAUAUAUGAAUAUUGUGCCAGUUCUUUCUCA